Orbilia oligospora ATCC 24927 is the source of this 753-nucleotide messenger RNA. RefSeq lists its product as uncharacterized. Bases 1 to 753 code for a protein of 250 amino acids. The transcript is spliced from 3 exons. Lineage: Eukaryota; Fungi; Ascomycota; Orbiliomycetes; Orbiliales; Orbiliaceae. Gene Ontology annotation, molecular function: S-adenosylmethionine-dependent methyltransferase activity; tRNA binding. Gene Ontology annotation, biological process: tRNA wobble uridine modification. The record is from RefSeq and is a predicted model, not a curated record. Gene Ontology annotation, cellular component: nucleus; cytoplasm.
AUGGCGGCCUACGAAGACCAGCACGUCCACCAGGUCUAUGAUAAAAUAGCUUCCCACUUCUCGGCCACAAGAUACAAGCCGUGGCCGAUAGUCCAUGAAUUUCUCACCACCCUCCCACCGGGCUCCGUCGGCAUCGACGUCGGCUGUGGUAAUGGGAAAUACCUAAACAUCAAUCCCAAUGUUUUCAUCGUUGGCUCCGAUAGAUGCGAAAACCUUGUCAAAAUAGCCAAAGACCAAGCUCCCACGCAGGACGUUGCUACCGCUGAUAUUCUAUCACAACCUCACAGGCCGUCUUCAUUCGACUUCGCCUUGAGUAUAGCUGUUAUUCAUCACCUCUCAUCGCCGGAGAGAAGGGUGGAGGCCAUCGCCUCUAUCCUGGAGCUUCUGAAGCCUGCUGGUGAAGGGAAAGCCCUAUUGUAUGUAUGGGCACUCGAACAGAAGAAUUCCCGGCGAGGAUGGGAUGAAAACUCCGAGCAGGAUGUUUUAGUACCCUGGGUUCUUACGAAGCAGUUUAAAGAACCGUCGAAGAAGAAGAAAAUUGGCGAUAGUACUGAAUCUGAGUCCACCUCCGGGCCAUCGACGGAGAAUACAGAAACUUCAGCGGACAACGAGGAAUCAAAACCGUUUCUGAGAUACUAUCACCUCUACAAACAGGGAGAACUCGAAGAUAACGUAAAAUCAGCAGGAGGAAAUGUUCUAAAUUCAGGAUAUGAGAAGGACAACUGGUGGGCUAUCGUCGAACGAACCACAUAG